AUGGCUUCCGCCCUACGAGCUUCGCGCGGCUUGCGCUCAAUGGGCCGAGUCGCGGCUGGCCCUGCGAGGUGCUCGUUCAAGUACACGUCCGUCCGGGCGUUGGCGAAUUCGUCGUCCGCCGAGGCGUCAUUCCUCCCCGACGAGCCUGUUGGGCCGAAGGUGGUGACGCCGAUUCCAGGCCCGAAGAGCCAGGAGCACAUUGCGGAACUCAACAAGGUGUUUGACACCCGCAGUUUGAACAUGUUGGCAAACUACCAGAAGAGCUAUGGCAACUACAUCUCCGAUCCGGACGGCAACGUGCUGCUCGACGUGUACGCCCAGAUCGCCUCCAUCCCCGUCGGCUACAACAACCCGGCGCUUCUCGAGGCCGCCAAAUCCGACCAGAUGAUUUCUUCCCUGAUCAACCGACCGGCGUUGGGUAACUUCCCGUCGCACGACUGGGCGUCGAUCCUCGAGACGGGCAUUCUGCGCGUGGCACCCAAGGGCCUGAACCAGGUCUUCACUGCCAUGGCCGGCUCCGACGCAAAUGAGACUGCUUACAAGGCCGCUUUCAUGUGGAAGAAACAGCAAGAGCGUGGUGGGCCCGAUGUGGAAUUCACAGAGCAAGAGAUGACCAGCACCAUGGUGAACCAGAAGCCAGGCUCGCCGGACAUGUCGAUCAUGUCGUUCAAGACCGCCUUCCACGGCCGUCUGUUUGGCAGUCUGUCUACGACUCGCAGCAAGCCCAUCCACAAGCUGGAUAUCCCGGCCUUUGACUGGCCCCAGUGUUCGUUCCCCAACCUCAAAUACCCUCUCGAAGAGCAUGUCGAGGAGAAUGCGGCCGAGGAGAAGAGAUGCCUGGAAGAAGCUGAGCACAUUAUCAAGAACUAUCAUAACCCCGUGGCAGCGGUCGUGGUCGAGCCUAUCCAGUCUGAGGGCGGUGACAACCACGCGAGCCCAGCUUUCUUCCAAGGACUCCGAGAGAUCACCCGCCGCAACAAUGUCUUGUUGAUUGUUGAUGAGGUCCAGACCGGCGUUGGAGCCACCGGCAAAUUCUGGGCACAUGACCAUUGGAACCUGCAAGAUCCCCCCGAUAUCGUCACCUUCUCCAAGAAGGCACAGACGGCCGGUUACUACUUUGGCAACCCUGAGCUCCGUCCCAACAAGCCAUACCGACAAUUCAACACCUGGAUGGGUGACCCAGCGCGCGCCAUCCUCUUCCGGGCGAUCAUCGGCGAGAUUGAACGACUGAACCUUGUCGAGCAUACAGCCAAUGUUGGUGACUAUCUUUAUGGAGAGAUCGACAAACUGGCCAGGCAAUACCCCGAGAAAUUCCAAAACCUUCGAGGCAAAGGCCAAGGUACUUUCAUUGCCUUUGACAACCCCAAGCGCGAUGAGUUCCUGCUCAAGGCCAAGUCACUUGGAAUCAACAUUGGUGGCAGUGGUGCCUCUGCCGUCCGCCUUCGACCUAUGCUGAUCUUCCAGAAGCAUCAUGCCGAUAUUCUUCUGGACGGUUUCGAAAAGUUGGCCAAGUCUGUAUAG
This is a messenger RNA of Capronia coronata CBS 617.96, 1521 nucleotides long. RefSeq names its product 4-aminobutyrate aminotransferase. Gene Ontology annotation, molecular function: pyridoxal phosphate binding. Lineage: Eukaryota; Fungi; Ascomycota; Eurotiomycetes; Chaetothyriales; Herpotrichiellaceae. Bases 1 to 1521 code for a protein of 506 amino acids. Gene Ontology annotation, cellular component: mitochondrion. The record is from RefSeq and is a predicted model, not a curated record. The transcript has a single exon. Gene Ontology annotation, biological process: GABA catabolic process.